This is a messenger RNA of Rana temporaria (common frog), 2217 nucleotides long. RefSeq names its product DNA polymerase iota (gene POLI). Gene Ontology annotation, molecular function: DNA-directed DNA polymerase activity; damaged DNA binding. The coding region runs from base 68 to 2146 and encodes 692 amino acids. The record is from RefSeq and is a predicted model, not a curated record. Lineage: Eukaryota; Metazoa; Chordata; Amphibia; Anura; Ranidae. Gene Ontology annotation, biological process: translesion synthesis. The transcript is spliced from 10 exons.
CAUCAUCGCAGAGCCACGUGCGGAGGAAGCCCCGCCCAUCCUGUGACAGUCUGGAGGCCAAAGAGACAUGGAAUCCCCGGGAGAGGAGGAGGAGGAAGAGGAUUGGAGGUCCCGGGAGGGGGAGGAGCACCGAGCCACCCCUCUACACCUGACAGCAUUUUCUACACGGCAGACGAAAUCUGACGGCUCUUCACAAAGGGUCAUCGUUCACCUGGACAUGGACUGCUUCUACGCACAAGUGGAGAUGAUCAGAAACCCGGAGCUGAGGGAUAAGCCUCUAGUGUCUCCUGUAGGUGUCCAGCAGAAAUCCCUCAUGGUCACCUGUAAUUAUGUAGCCAGAGAGUGCGGCGUCAACAAAUGCAUGUCCAUCAAAGAAGCCAAAGAGAAAUGUCCGCAGCUUGUGCUGGUCAGUGGAGAGGAUCUGACGCACUACAGAGAGAUGUCCUACAAGGUCACAGAACUGCUGGAAGAAUUUGGUGUGAAGGUGGAGCGGUUGGGUUUUGAUGAAAACUUUGUUGAUAUCACAGAACUGGUGGAUAAGAAGUUACAGAAGCAGCAGAAUGAUGGCGGCCUAGAAGUGGCUGGACAUGUCUACAAUGAUCACAGGGUUAACGGCAGUGACUGGACUCACAGGCGAUUGGUUGCUGGCUCUCAGAUCGCCGCUGAUAUCCGGGCAGCCGUGCACAGCAGAUUGGGUCUCACGGGCUGCGCUGGCAUAGCGUGUAAUAAGGUGCUGGCUAAACUGGUAUCUGGGACCUUUAAACCAAACCAGCAAACCGUUCUGUUUCCUGAAAGCAGCAGCCACUUGAUCAACGGCCUAAACCACGUGCAGCGAAUUCCAGGUAUUGGCUACAAAACCGCCCAGCGCCUUGACAGUUUGGGGUUGUCCAGUGUAUGUGCCCUUCAGUCCUGUCCAAUCACUGCGCUGGAAAAGGAGUUUGGCUCCUCCAUGGCUUGCCGUAUCCAGCAGCUCAGCCAAGGAGAAGAUGAUUCACCGGUCACACCAUCUGGUCCUCCUCAGUCUCUCAGUGAAGAAGAUUCAUUUAAAAAAUGUUCCACAGUAUCGGAAGUAAAACUAAAGAUCGAGGAACUACUCCGGAGCCUUUUAAAUAGACUGUAUACAGAUGGAAGGAGUUCUCAUACCCUGCGUCUCACCCUACGACAGUUCUCCCCGACCAAUAGAUAUUUCAAUCGAGAAAGUCGCCAGUGUCCUAUCCCCAAGAACGUGAUUCAGGAUCCGAGCAGUGAGAGUUCUUUCUCCGUUCUGAUGGAACUACUUAUGAAGCUUUUUGAGAAGAUGAUUGAUGUUAAGUCACCCUUUCACCUCACCCUUCUAAAUGUCUGCUUUUCCAACCUCAAGCCUGCUCAGUCUUCAAACUCAUCACGAAACUCAAUUGGGUUUUACCUAACUCAAAAGAAAGGAUCAUCAACGGAGGCCAGUCAGAUCAUAAAGGCCCCCGGAGCAAAGGCAGAGAAGGAUCCCAAAGACAACGAUCCUUCAAACUUGUGUUUGGUGGAAACGGAUCCCUCUUCUUCGCUGUCUCUCCCUGACCACAUAGAUAUGGACGUGUUCAGUCAGCUUCCUGAGGACAUUAGGAAGGAAAUCCUCUCCAGCCCACAGACUGAAACAGGACACAAAAUCAGCAGAACCACAAGACCAUCACCGUGUCCUAAAGGAAUACAGAGUUUCUUUAUGAAAGCCAGCUCUAGGCAUCCACAGAGUUCUUCUGUAUCUGAACUGCCAGGGCAAGGUCUACAUAACACGAUGGACUUGGGUGACCCACCACUUUGGAUAAAGCACAGCUCAUGUAUAGACAGUGAUAAUGGAAAGAGUGGGGAGAACACCGCUUGUGCCAGUUCCUCCUCUUACAUCUCAUGCAGCAACCAAACGAGUCAGCCCUGUGAAGGAGACAUGGACUGUGCAGAAUCCAGCGACAGCAUUUUUCCUAAAAGUGUGGAUAUGAAUGUGUUUUCUCAGCUUCCAGAGGAACUACAGAAAGAACUAAUGGCGGACUGGAAGCACAAAGAACUCACCCCCAAAAUUCCUGCCAUUAAAUUGCAGGAGAAAGUGAAGAACGCCAAAGGUCAAAGGCCAAAAUCCUCAGCAAAGCUGAACAACCUGCUAAAGUAUUUUAAACCAGGUUAAAGAAUGCAAGUGUGAAUAUGAAAACCUCUGGGGUUGGGAUUAUGUGGGCAGCAAUGAUAAUCAAAAAAAUA